UCCGUCGGAAAGGGGAGAAGAGAGUUAUUCUCGUGGCGUGGGUUGAAAAAUUUAUUUAUAGAAUAAGCAAGCGGAGGCGUGGAAGGAUGACGAAACGCGCUUUAUAGUUUUGGAAUACCUGGUGUCGAGUAUGAGAUGCUCUUUGGUUAAACUGAAGAGAAGUAGCUAUAAACUCGGAAUCAACGAAAAAUGGGAAGAAAUUCCCCACGCGUCUUCCUUCGCCAAUCCUAGAAAAGUAGGAUAUUUGAAAAGGUUAACAGGAAAAGGAUGGAUAUAUUCCGGUUGCUGGAAGGAACGAUAUUGUGUUUUGGAUUCUACCAAGUUGUAUUUUUACGAAAGUAGGGAUAGUCAAGGGAGAGAGAAAACUGCAGGGGUCAUCAGUUUGGAUUAUUAUGAUCUGUGCGAAGAAGGAAAUGCAAAGGAUAAUAGGCGUGCCUCUAAUGUCUUUGCGGUGGGAACUUCUGUCCGUGGUUUCUUUGACAAUAGACAUCUGUUCAGUGCAGACACACAAGAGGAGAGGGAGGAGUGGAUCGCGGAGAUCAGGGAUGCCAUUGAAGAUGCCAGGGGAGGAAGGAGUAGGGCUGGCAGAACUAGAGCGAGUCAAGGGAAGGGUUUGGAGCAUGGCGAUGGUCUGUCACACAAUAGUCAAGAGAACUUAGAAAUUGAUGUACCUUCAUCUGAUCUAUUAUUUAAUAUCACAAAAGAGAGGACAAAGGGACCUACAGGUCGACGCCUACCACAGCGUAAAUCAAUGAUGACCACGACUAAGAAAACUGAAAUUGUACCUCAACGAUCCAAUAGUCUCUCUGCUCUGAAUGAAAUAGCAGAAGAUCAAGAAAUUCACUCGGAGGACGAUGGGGGAAAUGUAACGGAAAAUGAAGAAAGCGUUCUUCUUGCUGCUUCUGAAAUCAAAUUAUGUAAAUCUGCCAGCUCAGAACAUAAUGCUUUCUUGCAAGAAUUAGAGAUGAGAGUUGGUGCAGGUAAACGUCAUUCAUCCAGAACUGCUGUCCCUCCCAAAACAAUCGAAUCUGAAAGUGAACUGGAAACAGUCAAAAAUGACAUGGAAGUGAUGAAAUCCAGAAUGACUGUUCUGGUAACGCACGUUGAACAUGUAGAAAGAAAUGUCACCCACAUUCAAAAAGAUCUGAAUAAAAUACAGCAGCAAGUUGUCUGUGGCGAAGCCAAGGGUGAAAAAUUAAGCAGUCAGACGGAUGCAAUGGAAAAACGUCUAAAUUCCGCACUAGAGGAGAUGCAUGCAAUGUGUGAAAAUGCAAAACAGGCACUGCAAGAGGCUCGGGAUACAAAAAACGAGUACUACAAUUUGAAAGAAGAAUUCAGAGAACUGUUACUAAAGAUCAGAAAUGAUGAAAAUAAAGCUAUAAUGGAACUAUUAGAAACUAUAUAAAACUUUAUAAUCUAUUUUUCUCUUGUAUAUAAAAAUUGUUUUAUGAGAAUAAAGUAUAUAAUACAAUAGUUUAUAAAAUUUUAA
Molecule: messenger RNA, 1489 nt
Organism: Centruroides sculpturatus (bark scorpion)
Lineage: Eukaryota; Metazoa; Arthropoda; Arachnida; Scorpiones; Buthidae
Exons: 8
Coding region: 131-1405 (424 amino acids)
Source: RefSeq, a predicted model, not a curated record